CUUAACCUAUCAGCUGGGUGCCGUUAUCACUCGUGAUUAUAAAUAAGGGACUCACGAGCUGGAGAGAUGGCUCAGAGGCUCAGAGAACUGCUUGCUGUUGCAGAGAACCUGGAUUCGAUUCCCAGCUCACAAACGCCAGUAACUCUAGUUCCAGGAGUCUGCAGACACAAGGCACGACGUGGUACGCAGGCAAACACCCAGACACAUUAAAAACAACAACAAACAAAGCCACUGAGGCCCUUGGGGGAUAGAAUGCUGAGUUUCCCCAGAGAGUGAGCAACAGUGUUGGUUGGAAACCAGGAGAAGGAAGUGCUGGUGUUUCCGUACGAGUCAGGGAUGCCUCUCUUUGGGAGCAUAUUCAGCCCAAAGAAGACCCCUCCUCGGAAGUCGGCCUCUCUCUCCAACCUACAUUCUUUAGAUCGGUCAACGCGGGAACUGGAGCUGGGCCUGGACUAUGGAACCCCCACCAUGAACCUGGCAGGGCAGAGCCUGAAGUUUGAAAACGGCCAGUGGGUGGCAGACUCAGUGAUUAGUGGGGGUGUGGACCGGAGGGAAACUCAGCGCCUGCGCAAACGAAACCAGCAGUUGGAAGAAGAAAACAAUCUCCUGCGGCUGAAAGUGGACAUUCUGCUGGACAUGCUUUCAGAAACCACUGCUGAGUCCCACUUAAAGGACAAAGAACUGGAUGAGCUGAAGAUUACCAACCGCAGGAGGAAGUGACGAGCCUGGGGACACUGGCUAGGAGACUAGAGAGAGCCCACUGACCAGGGGAGGAGGAUGUGGCGGAGCCCUUUGAUUUUUAGUCGGAAUAGUAGACUUGCCCUAGGAGAGCGUUUAUAGGCCCUGGCUCCCUUGGACAGGGGAUAGGGAGGAGACAUGGGAUGGAAGAACCCAAGGUGCCAGGCCAGGGCCAUAGCUAAGGAGGUACCCUGGAUACACCUAGGAUGUCAAUCUAAAGCAUACCCCAGGACAGUCUAGAAAUAAUGAGCCUUUGGUGCUGUCAGCAGGUGACAGCAUAUAACUAUCCAUGUCUCAGAGUCACCGUGUUCAGACAGCUGGUAACUCACCUCUUGACACUGGUGUCUGGGGUUUGGCACUCCUUCCAGAGAGCACUUCAUAUGAGGGCGCACAGCAAGUGGCUUUGGGUUGUCUGCACCCUGGCCCCUGAACCCCCAGCUAUAAUCUCUCUGCCUUUUAAAGAGCCCUCAUCCCCAAGUCCACACCCUCUUCUGGCAUCAGCUCCGGCCUUCCACAGCACAUUGUAAUUUAUUUUUAUUAAAUGGUGUUUAAUAAUCUCUUGUGUAGCAAAAAUAGAUCAGCAACAACAACAACAAAGUGUAGUUUCCUCAGGAAGUAACCAGAGCCUGGGUUCUAAGUUUGUGUUGCUCCACCAAAAGACAGGAUUUUUAGGAUUGAAAAAAAAAACAGCACCUUGAAGGGGGGACCACCCUGGAAGAGAAAUAAUGACUUCGUGUUCAAAUUCCUCUGCUUUCCUGUGUCCUCGAGGUGUCACCAGUGCCCACUAGCUGGUCCAGACCUAUCAAGAAGUGAAAGGCAUGGAAUCAUUGCCCAGGUUGAUGUAAACUAGCCUCCUCUAGGCAGAGAGGAAUCCAGUCCUCAGAGUCCAGCAGGGAACUCGGGUUGAGGCAUGGAGCCAGAGCAUUAACUUGGGGACCACUACUGUGGUUACCUCCUUCUGAUUUGGUAUUGAGCCUGGCAGUAGGCUCAGUCCCCUGCAUGUAUCCCCUCAGCCCACUGCUCCAUGUGGAGGUCAGAGAACACAUUUCAUAUUUCCAAAGCUUAGCCCUGUAACCAUGGUGACAUCACUCUGUUCAGAGACCAGUUUGGAAACUGCUGUAGGUGACAAGUGCAAAUGUUGAAGGCCUGAGUCCCAGCCCACAGUGACAGAGGUGCCUACACUGAGACUGUAGCUUAUAGUCUAUGCAGGGGUGUGGUCAAGAGAGCAUAAUGGAGAACCGCAGCUCACACCCUUUCAAGUGCCAGACCUGGAAAUCUCCGUUUCUCCCCUUUAACUCUAUUAUGUUUUAUGCUUUUGUGAAGCAGAUUUCGUGUGACCUACUGCUCGAUGAGGAGGUCAAGGGACAGAUUUCAGGAGUCAGUUUUCUUUGUCCCAUGUGGGUCAUGAGGAUCAAACUGAUCAAACUUGAUCAGGUUGUCAAGCUUAGUGACUUGUGUUCCUGUCCCAUGAGUGAUCUUGAUAGCCCAAGAGAAUGCUUAAUACUGAAGAAACAAGAAAAGGGUCCAGACACAUCUCAUAGGUACAGACUAUGGAAUAAUGGGGUUUGCUUGUGUCCUGACCGCUAACUGUUUCUGGCAACCAUUUAUUGAGAACUGCUGAUGCUGGGUAUCUUUUUUGUUUGUUUUUUUUUUUCAAGACAGAGUUUCUCUUGUGUAGCCUCAGCUGUCCUGGAUGGAACUAACUCUGCUGACCCAGGCUGGCCAAGAACUCUCAGAGAUGUGCCUGACUCUGCCUCCCAAGUGCUGGGAAUAAAGGCGUGCACCUAUGUUUAAUUCUCAUGA
This is a messenger RNA of Grammomys surdaster, 2541 nucleotides long. RefSeq names its product chibby family member 1, beta catenin antagonist (gene Cby1). Gene Ontology annotation, biological process: negative regulation of Wnt signaling pathway. The transcript has 5 exons. Bases 337 to 720 code for a protein of 127 amino acids. Gene Ontology annotation, cellular component: nucleus. The record is from RefSeq and is a predicted model, not a curated record. NCBI's taxonomy places the organism in Eukaryota, Metazoa, Chordata, Mammalia, Rodentia, Muridae.